AAAAAACAAAACGUGACUUGUUUAUUUCCAUUUUGGAUUAUCCCAAGGAACCUGGGUGUGCAAGCCCUUCUUUUUUUUACAACUAAAAAAAAAAAUGCUUAGAAUCAGCAAGACGAGCCGAUUAGCAACACAACUUGUUCAAACCAGAAAUGCGUCUAAUUUGACAAGCGCGAAACCCGAAAAGUUUCUUCAAACCAUUGUUUUGAGUAAUGGUGCCACUUAUACUGUCAGAACAACUUCACCUACUCGUGCUCAAAUUCGUUUAACAAAAGAUACUCGUAACCACCCUCUUUGGAACCCCUCCAUGUUGAAGGAAGGUGUGAAUGACGAAAGUGAACAAUUGACCAAGUUCCAAAAGCGUUUCGGUGAUUUGGAUUUGGGAGAUAUUUCUUGGAUUGAGUCUGACGAGGCACUCUCUGCAACCAUGAAGAAGGUGGCUGCUAGUGGUGGAACUGUCAAGAAGGCUGCUGAUAAGAAGAAGAAGAGAUAAACAAACAAACAACAACUAAGAGACUGAAUAGACUUCCUGUAUCAUAAUAUAUUCAAUAAAGUAUUACAUAUAAAAAUUUA
This is a messenger RNA of Mucor mucedo, 570 nucleotides long. RefSeq lists its product as uncharacterized. NCBI's taxonomy places the organism in Eukaryota, Fungi, Mucoromycota, Mucoromycetes, Mucorales, Mucoraceae. The transcript has a single exon. Gene Ontology annotation, biological process: mitochondrial translation. Gene Ontology annotation, cellular component: mitochondrial large ribosomal subunit. Gene Ontology annotation, molecular function: structural constituent of ribosome. The record is from RefSeq and is a predicted model, not a curated record. Bases 95 to 490 code for a protein of 131 amino acids.